Messenger RNA from Acanthamoeba castellanii str. Neff, 2004 nucleotides. Its product is annotated as pentatricopeptide repeat domain containing protein. Lineage: Eukaryota; Discosea; Longamoebia; Acanthamoebidae. Gene Ontology annotation, molecular function: protein binding. The coding region runs from base 1 to 2004 and encodes 667 amino acids. The record is from RefSeq and is a predicted model, not a curated record. The transcript is spliced from 9 exons.
AUGGCAGUCGCGGCCGAGUGCGCGCACUUCCACGGCAGCCGACUCGACUUACACCACCACGUCACCCGCUCGCGGGGACUAACAGAAUCCUGCACCGCGGAGGAGCUCAUUACUCGAGUCAACCAGCUUCAAGGCCAGCGACACGUCACGGCCAAGGAGGUGAUCAAGGUUUUGCUAAGUUGCGACGAGAAGGAGCUGGUCGCACGCCUUACCGCGCAUCCAGAGCUGCGCAUCCACCUCUUGUCGCUCGUUCGUCGUAUACCGAAGGCGCUCGCAAUGCGCGAUCUGGCACACAAGCUUGGGUUGCAGGUCGACCUGCUAUUCUACUCAGCCCUCAUUCGCGCCUGUGGAGUAAGCAAAGAAACGAAAAAGCAAGAGGCGCUCGAGCUGCUUGCAGAGAUGAAGCAACAGGGACUCGAGCCCGACAUGAGCAUCUAUCUGGCGCUGAUUCGGACUUGCGCCAGGCACGGCGACGUCUCGGCUGCUCUUAAGGUCAUGGCGAUGGUGGAGGCAGACGGUCUCCCGUACACUCUGCCGCUCCUCACCACGCUAGCCAACGUCUGUUCCACGCAACCAUUCUUUGCCAAGAAGGGAUUCGCCGUACUUAAUCUGAUGCAGCAACACGGCAUCGCCCCUGACCUGGCCGCCUUCAACGCUCUCUUGAAGUGCUGUGCGAUUGUGGAUGACAUUGCGGGCAUGCAGCAGAUCUUCCAGCUGAUGAAGGAGCAGGACUUGUCCUCUGACGAGUUCACCAUGCUAUCCCUCAUCGUGGGCCAGCUUGCCAACGACAACCUUCAGGCCGCGCGCGACAUCGUCUCCAGUUUCCGCAUUCUCGGCGUCACUCCAUCGGUCAAGACCUACCACAAGCUCUUUUCUGUCUGCAAACGAACGCACGACUUGGACGCGGCUCUGAACCUGUGGGAUCAGAUGCGGGAGGAGCAGGUGGAGCCCGAUCUGCCGAUCUUCAACGCGCUCAUGGACAUCUACGCGCACCGCGGCGAUCUCGAGCAGGUGCACCAGCUCCUCGACGCGAUGAAGGCGCAGGGCCUGGAGCCCACGCCCACCGAAGUCGCGUGUCUGCUCGCGGUCAUGUACCACCGCGACGGACGAGUGACCGAGGCCGGCUACCAGCUCGUCGAAGACAUGCGGCGCGAGGGCAAGGUCGCGCCCCACCUGGCCACCUUCUCGCCCUUCAUCGACAUCCUGCUCAAGGCCGACAAGAUCGACGAGGCCUGGGACGUGCGCCGCAACAUGAUGGCCCGCUGGGACAUCCAGCCCGACAAGGUGCUCAACCGCACCUUUCUCUUCGCCCUCGCGGCCAAGCGCGACGUCGACAAGAUCGACGAGCUCUUCCGCCACAUGGAGGCCCACCCGCGCGAGUUUUUCCCGCACUGCGACUCGAUCGUGCUGCUCCUCGAGCACUGGCUCGCGCGCGACCCGCGCAGUCCGCGCGUCGCCGAGGUGCUCGAGACCCUGCAGCGGCUCAACGUCGCCCACAAGCUCUCGCGCCAGGUCUUUGUCGAGCCGGCGCUCCAGGUCAUCGACGGCCUCAUCGACCAGAACAGCUUCGACCGCGCCCGCAAGCUGCUGCGCUAUCUCGACCCCAACAAGCUCGAGACCUACACGCGGCUCUUCGCCACCUGUCGCCGCCCCGAACACUGGCCCAUGCUCGAGGAGUUCUGGGACAUGCUGAUGGAGCCCCGGCGGCGCAUCCAGCCCGACGGCACGGUGGCGCUGGCCUACCUCGAGGCCCUGUGCCGCCUCGGCCGCACGCACGACGCGGUCCACUUCCUGCACAACAUGGUCCACAAGCAGUCCUUCCCCGAUCUCGAACACUACAACCUCGUCCUCCGCCACGCCUCGUCCAACGACAAGUGGAACUUCGUGCGCAAGGUGCUCAAGCUCAUGCGCUACGACCGCGUCACCGGCGACAACGUCACCGCCGCCAUCCGCGAACGUCUCCACGAGGUCGAUGGCUCGCUAGAGGAGGAAAGUGCCGAAUAA